This is a messenger RNA of Scylla paramamosain (green mud crab), 3740 nucleotides long. RefSeq lists its product as uncharacterized. The record is from RefSeq and is a predicted model, not a curated record. The transcript is spliced from 9 exons. NCBI's taxonomy places the organism in Eukaryota, Metazoa, Arthropoda, Malacostraca, Decapoda, Portunidae. Bases 119 to 3694 code for a protein of 1191 amino acids.
CCGAAAGCAGCAGCGCCGAAUAGUGUUGACGCUUGGCGGUAGUGGCGGGUGUUGUUGUGUGCUGCUCUUCCUUCAGUUGAUUCUGCUCACCUGUUCGCGGGCUUGUUCCGCGGGGACGAUGGACAGCCCUAUCAAGAGCAAGUCCAGCGAAGCAACAGGAAUAUCAAGAUCAGGAAGAGUGCGCAAAAAAUCCUCAAAGCUCACAGAUUUUGAAUCUCCAGAUGAAAUUGACACAAGGUUCAAACGAAGGACAGACAGACCCCAGAAAGUGGUCACCCCUAAGGCAUUGAGUGAAGAUUCUGAUUCCUUCCUGGAUGAAGAAAUCAUUGAUGUGAAGGAUGAACCUCUUGAGGUGGAGGAAUGGGGAGAAGAACCAGAAGAGGAAGAAGAAGGGGAUGAGGAGGAAGAGGAAGAAGAAGAGGGUGUUGGAGGAGAGGAAACAGGAGGAGAUGGGGGUCUUCCAGAGUAUACAGAUCCUCUCCAAGUGGAUGAGGAUUCCACAGAUGUGUCAAGAGAAACAUCUAACUACACUCAGGCACAGUCCCUCUACUUCUCAGAAAAACAAGGAAAGAAGAGCAUUGUCAUGAAGGGUGGCCAAGUGGUGGUGAGAAGGAAGAAAGCUCAACGCAAGGACAAAGGGAAAUCUCGUUUCACUGCAUACAUGCUUUGGGCACGAGAAGUUCGUCCAGGCAUCAUCCAGGCAAAUCCUAAUAUGGAUUUCUCAGCAGUAAACAAAAGGCUGGGUGAGCUGUGGGCACUGGUUCCAACCACACAGAAAUAUAACUGGAAGCGACGAGCAAAACGUCUGGCAGCAAAGGGCAAUCAGAAAGGUGGUCUCAUUUCCACUGGCCGUCCAUCACGCCCACCACCUCCAGCUCGAGCUAACCUUAUCAACAAGGGAGGGGUCAAGCCAGCUCCUCGGCCUGAUCCCAACCCAGCCCCACCUCCACCUACCCCAGCCACACAGGGGACAGGACACCAUCGCCAUCCAGGGCAAAAAGUCACCAAGUCUCAGGGGAAAAGGCGUCAACCUCCAGAGUCACCUGCUGCCACGUCUGGAAAAAGAUUGGAUGAAUGUUCUUCACUUCUCUCUGCCCAAUUUCUGUUCCCUGUUAGUUCACCUGUUCAAAGAAAAAAACAUACAAAUGAAACAUCAUGCAAAAAAUCAGCCUUCAUGUAUAAGGAGGAGGGGCUAAGAGAAUGCCUCCAGUUCUCUCCUGCCAAAAGUCCUGGUUCAGCUCACAUACCUAUCUUGGGAAAGAAAUAUGAUAAGGUGGAGGAAGAAUUAGACUUCUAUAUUCAGAAAGGGAGACGGUGCAAACCUGUAAGCAGGAAGGAUGAAGCUGAACAAGUAGAGGGUACUGUAGAAAGGAGAGGAUCAAGGAAGGCAAAAAGAGUGAAGCAAGUUAACUGGAAAAGUGAAGAGAUGUUGGAGGAUUUAAAUUUUCUAGUAACAAAAUCUAGUGACAGUCCUUCAAAUAAACCAUUGAUGAUAACAACAGUGACUGAUGGCAGUAGUACCAGCAAACACAAACCAAACAAACUUCAUAAGCAAACGACAACAGUGAGAGGUGGCACUUGCAGCAGCACCAACAGCCCCAAGCCAAGUAGUCCUUCUAAAUGUUGUUCAGUUGCAGUAGGAGUCACAAGCUUCACAGUGAAUGACAUUUUUCAGGAUCUUUUUGUUGAUUGGUUCAAAUGCCCAUAUUGUCCUCUGACCUUGGCACAAGCAGUAUCAUGUGUGUUACAUAAGCAGCUAACAGAAGAAAAAGCCUCUCUCUUGUACUGUAUAUCUCCCACAAGAUUAAGUGUAUGUCUGUCACGCAUCUUUAAGCUUCAAAGGAUGUUUAAGAAGAGUAACAAAUAUUACAGCUUGUUAGAGCAAAUGCGUUUGUAUUCAACAAGUGACUCAGUUAUAGAGUGGCUGCUCCGGAUGAGGCGUAUGGGUCGUCCUCCUGUGAAGAAUGAUGUUAAUCAAGUCACCUGCUACCAAGGAAACAAAGGACAAAAGGCAGUUACAUCCUUAGAGAGUUUCCUCUUGAUGUAUGGUGAAAAAAACUUGUCCUUUGAGGAGUGGGUUAUUCUCUCACCAUUUGCUGCAACCCAGUGGCACAAUAACUUUCAUGAGCAUGUCUAUAUCCGCUGUGGCAUGACACCUAGUGAACUUCUUACCUCCAAAAAUGGCAUACGAGUUUUCACUAGUGCUGAAGUUUUGGUGUCUCUUGGUGAUGUCUCAAGAGAGGUCACCAUUAUACGAGGAAGGUCCAAUCUUUACUGCUUGACUCGACAGAGCACUGGAGUGUCUCGGGCCAUACUGACCUUCUCAGCUGCAGGUCAAUUUCACCCACCAACUAUUUUGCAGAAAGGAUACGAACUGCCGCACUGGGCAUUAACUGAGGAGAAUGUUGAUCUGAUGGCCUCCUCUGAUGGUAGGCUGGACCCUUUAGUCUUCCUAGGAUGGCUGCGUAAUUUUGAACAAAGGCUGACUGAGGCCGAUGUGCCUCGGCCAGUGGUCCUUUUUGUCCAUGGCCAUGCAGCUCAUGGAUCUCCAGCAGUUGAAUCUUUCUGCUGUACCAAAGGAAUUAUCCUUCACUCUCAUCACCAUAGUCCCAUUAACUUCAUGGAUCCUUUCAUCCACCUCCUUUCUCCUCUUCUUCACCAUUUUGGCCAUACCCAAGAACAACUGACCACCCUCACUGGCACCCAUCUGUUGCCAGACUACCUUCUACCAUCCAUCUUAGCUGAUGCCUGGACUCAAGUUUCCAAAGAGAAUUUGGCAAGUAAAGCUUUCCAGAGCUCUGGUCUUGUCCCCUAUGAUGACUCUAAAUGUUUUACUGGUUUUAAAGAAUCCAUUCAAAUGGCAGCCUUUCCUCCAUUGAUGCUGAAUCCAAUUAAGAAUUAUUUUCCUAGCGGUGAUCUUUCUGAAGAGAUUCCCUUUGAAACUGAGCCACAGAUAUGUUCUACUUACCAUUUGCAGACUCUUGAUAUCUGCAACAAAUCCAUAUACCAUGUAGAGCAUGGUAGAGGAGAGAAUACUUGUAAGAGAUCUUCAUGCAAAAGACUGGAGGACAGAGAAAAUGAAACUGAUGCUGACCAGAUACAUGACCCUCUUUAUAUUACACCAAAUCCUGUUUUUGAUCAAUCCAUAAGGGAAUUUGGAAAGGUCAUCCACAUACAUAGUGAUUCAGCAAAUGUAGAGUCAUUUAUAGGUCAUUCUUUAGAGAACUCACCUGAGGGAGAGCUAGAUGAAUUACCACUUUCCUGUGAAAUUCAAGAGCCAGUCAUUUGGCCUGAAUUAAGUCCAACUUCUUUUCAUACUCAUCAGCAUAUCAAGACCGAAUCUGAUCUGACUUUCAACCUUGUACCUGCAGAGUCAUCUAAGGAGAAUUUACCUGACAAUCAGCCACAUGUCAAAGGAUACCUCCAAUUAGCAUGCAGUCUAACUGAUUUGGAAUCACCCAAACAGGACCAGCCAGAGUUUGAGAUCAAAACAGAGAGACUAACUCCAGAGAGAGUAAGUCCAGACCAGAUUGAUAAUGUCUCAUGGAUCAAAGAGGAAAUGGAGGAACCAACAAAGGCUUGGGAGUUACAGAAUAAUUCUGAAGAGGAUAGCCAAAUACAAAAUUUACUUGAGAAGCAGUCACCCACACUUGAAACAGUGUUUAUCAAUGUGGAAACAGAUAAUCUGGAAUGAAUCUUGUUAUGUUUUCAGAUACGUGAAUAAAAAUGCAUAUAUGCUA